AUGCUGUUGCAAAGGGAAUGGAAUGGAACUUGUGGCCCCUUGACAACUCUAAAGAGGUCCGAAUUUAACCAUCAUGCUGUAAAAAAGAGAUCUUUAUUUAUGAUGCAUAAGAAACUUUCUAUGGUUAGGUUUCGGUAUAGAAUUAAAAAAUCCCCAGAACUUCGAGCAAGAGGCAAAACCUGCAAAUUGAGAAAAAUCAAGCCAAGGUGGGUGGAGAAAGUUACGAGGGACCAUCAAGAGACGCUCCAGCGGGAUUUUGAAAGUGGAUUGUGUAAUUGGCUUUCCUACUGGAAUUCUAAAAGUAACUGUCUUUGGAAUCGGUACAGCUUACCAGAUAUGAACAAUAAUACACCCAAAUCUUUAGGUGAGGAGAAUGAAAUAUGUGCACCUGAGAUCUGCCAAACGUGGGAUGCAUUACCGUGUGCUGAGCCAUGUUCUGAGGAGGCAGAAUCCAGAGGGCAGGAUGGCAGUGGGGAUGCUGUCCCACCAGAACUGCAUGCUAGAGCUUCUCCGGAGGCAGAGACCUUGCACCAGGUGGAGACCAAUGGGGCUCUGGCAGAGGAUCAGUGCUCUGACAUUUUUGUCUCUGUGACAGGAAAAGAAAUCGCUGUUUCAGGUCAAGAUGACACAGAAUCUAAUGAGAUUAUGGGUGUAGAUGGAAUGAUGCUGUUGCAAUCCUCCUUGCCCGAUUCUGAUGUCGAUGAUUUUGCAAACGGACCUUUAUCCAUGGAGCUGGCACAAAAUGAGGACAGCUCUAGCCAAAUGGAAGUAGAGGGCUCCUUAAACCUGGACAUUUUUAGUGCAAAGUUACUAGAUCACCCUUACUGUAAAAGUCCUCUUGAGGAGCCUUCACCAGAAAGCACAGGACUAAAAUCAGGAACUCGGAAGGGAGGCAAAAGGAACAGUCAGAAAAUUUCCCGGGUGGCUGACGAGCAGUUGGCAACGUGGCUUUGUGGAUUCCUAGAUGAAGUUAUGAAGAAAUAUGGCAGUUUAGUUCCACUCUGUGAAAAAGAUGUCAUGGGAAGAUUAAAAGAAGUCUUUAAUGAAGAUUUCUCCCAUAGAAAACCUUUUAUCACCAGGGAAAUCAUGAAGUAUCGGGAAAAACAUCCAAAAACCUCCACUUGCAAUUUCCGGGUCUUCUAUAAUAAGCACAUGCUAGAUAUGGAUGAUUUAGCUACACUGGAAGGCCAGAACUGGCUGAAUGACCAGAUAAUUAACAUGUAUGGUGAACUCAUAAUGGAUGCAGUCCCUGAAAAGGUUCAUUUCUUUAACAGCUUUUUUCAUAGACAGCUCGUAACCAAAGGAUAUAAUGGGGUAAAACGAUGGACUAAAAAGGUGGACUUGUUCAAAAAGACUCUCUUAUUAAUUCCCAUUCACCUGGAAGUCCACUGGUCCCUCAUUACUGUGAACAUCCCCAAUCGAAUUAUUUCGUUUUACGAUUCUCAAGGCAUUCAUUUUAAGUUUUGUGUAGAGAACAUUCGAAAGUAUUUGUUGACUGAAGCAAAAGAGAAGAAUCACCCCGAGUUUCUUCAGGGUUGGCAGACUGCUGUGACAAAGUGCAUUCCACAACAGAAAAAUGACAGUGACUGUGGGGUUUUUGUGCUCCAGUACUGCAAGUGCCUCGCCUUAGACCAGCCUUUUCAGUUCUCCCAGGAAGAUAUGCCCCGAGUGAGAAAAAGGAUUUACAAGGAGCUGUGUGAACGCCAGCUAACAGAAUAAUAAAAUGCAGCCAACCUAAUUUCUCUGGCAUUUCUGACAAGUUGCAGCUGGUGUUUGUGUACUUGAAUUCUGAAAACUUCCGUGAAUUUUGGGCGAUUCUCAGCUGAGUGGUGUGGCCACUGUUGUUACCUCAAUUUUUUGACAAGCUCUUUAACUGGCAGAACAUAAAAGAGCUGCCAUAAAAUAUUCCUUAUGUCAGUUUGAUUCUCUUAUGUUCUUUCCUGUAUUUAAUAUUUAUUAUCUCAGCAUGCAUAUAGGCAAAGCAUGCAACUAAAAUCAUAAAACUGUAGAUUUGGUGCACCUUUGAGAUGUAGCUAGAAAUGACAAAUACAGGUGAUUUUGUCUGGAAACAUUAAGAUGCAUGAUAUGUUUUCUGAUGCAAUAAUGCUUUGAAUGUAUUGAAAAAAAUCAAUGCCAUAAAAAGAACAGCUAGAACCUAUUUGAUAGUUCCAUUGUCCCUGUUGUGGCUGUAUGAUACUGAAUUACCACUUUUCAGGGUGGCUAAACUCAUCUACAGAUUUAAUUUGUGGAGACCCCUUUUUUUAAAUAGUUCAAGUUGCUAAUAAAAUUUGUUCUGUUAACAUUUAUCCAUCUGUCAUUAUCAGCCUGUCCCUAGAGAUAAAAAGCAGCCUUUGCACAGCUAAAGCUUCAGCACUUGUCUGUAUAAUAAAAAGUACAAAGGUGUUCAGUCAGAUCGAUGGUAUGUUCCUCUAUGCUGCAGAAGUCUCCAUGAUGUGUGUAUUAAGGAGGAUUACAAAGCUGGCCCUGAAGAGCCACAGCUUAGAUACUAAGAUAAACUCCUUGGCUGUAACUGUUUAAAUCUCAGAUGGCUUUGGGUCUCUUUCCAGUUCCACAAUACGCAAUGAAAUGUACCAUUUCAGCAUCUCUCCCUUCAGCUCUGUCUUCAGAUGAAUUCCCUUCAAGCUUGUCGUGUUUAACCUCCCAUUGGCUUUUGCCUUUGUUCAAAUAUAAAUUAAUUCUUCUCUGCUGCA
Balearica regulorum gibbericeps (East African grey crowned-crane) is the source of this 2711-nucleotide messenger RNA. Lineage: Eukaryota; Metazoa; Chordata; Aves; Gruiformes; Gruidae. The record is from RefSeq and is a predicted model, not a curated record.